Molecule: messenger RNA, 1308 nt
Organism: Aureobasidium namibiae CBS 147.97
Lineage: Eukaryota; Fungi; Ascomycota; Dothideomycetes; Dothideales; Saccotheciaceae
Exons: 1
Molecular function (GO): protein binding
Source: RefSeq, a predicted model, not a curated record
AUGCCCGAGGGCAUGCGAGGCUUCUAUCCUGGCAACCUGUCCAAUCUCUUCCUGGACAUCUACCUUCACACUCAAUGUCAUGUUCAAAUAUCUCGCGGCGAUGAGCACAAGGACGACAAAUUCACAGCUCUUGAGUUGUCUGGUACCCCAACGAGUAUCAAUAUGGCCAAGAAUAUUCUCAAUGAGACUGUACAGGUCGAGAGUGAUGACGAUCUGAAUGAUAAAGGCAGUUUGGGAAGCUACACUACCACGCCUACGCCUGUCGUCUCGGACGGAGUUUUGCCUCGCUCUGUCUGGAGUAUACCACGGGCAGCGUCAAAACCGCUGCAUGAGGUACAAGAGCCUGAGACCUGGUCAUUCAACGGAUUUGCUGCCUACGUCGAGGCCUUGGUCAACUCCACUGCCCCUCCCUCUCGACCCAAGUCAGUAGCACAGUCUCCAAAGACUGCGCCACACAUCGAUUCUGUCGCUGGAAAGUUAAUGGCACUAUACAAGACUCCCGAGUCUGUUCGCUGGGCUUCCAGUCGCGCUACAGUCCUGACCUUGCAAUAUCUGACCAUGAAAGGCAAAGUUCCGUUGGUACGCCUCCUCCUCGAGAUUAUUGAGGUGCAGUCUAAGAACCAUGUCUAUCUUCGUCUAGCACUCGCCAACCCAUCAGUCUACAAUGUGCUUUUGGGCUCGACAUCUCAAGCCUUGGACCUCCAUACUUACAACUUCCUCCUUCGCAUGAUGACGGACCGUGGUGUGACUCCUACAAUCGAGACAUGGACUUCUCUCCUUCAUCUGGUUCAGAAACUCGAGCCAUCCGUUGCCAGGCACAUCGUUAACACGAUGCGCACGCAAGGCAUGCUGGUUGCUCAGGCUGCCCGAGCUGCUGCCGCGAGUGUAACCCUCCGCAAAUCUGCUGAGAAGUGGUUGAGUAGAGACGAAUCCAUCUUCGAUUUCGUCGCUCACAACGACAAACUCUGGGACGGUAAGGAGUGGCUAGAACCGUUCGGUUGUAAUCAACUUCUCACCUUGCUGGUAAGCAGAGGAGAUGUACAAGACACAUUGCCUUUGGUCAAGGAGCUACAAAGUCGAAACAAACGACCCAAUCUUGUCACUGCGCAUAUUCUGAUCAACGCUGCAGCCUCUUAUCGCGAUUUGUCAUUCGCCAUGGAUGCCUUAGAAGCCACAAUUGGAAAGACCAAAGGUCUGCAACCAGACCGCCAAACUUUUGACAAGCUUUUCCAUCUGGCCUUCAGGCUACGCGCGUACAACACCCUGCGCGUCGUGUGGAGAUAUGCAUGUCUGAGCGGUAAUGUCUCU